AUGCUGUUUGCACGUGGAAAUCCAUACGAAUCCGAGUCGAUAAGCUCGGAGAAUGGCAAUACAGCGGCGGUAAGCUCACUCUUAUUAUAUUUUUAAAUUUAAAAUUUUAAAAAUUUUCCAGUAAAAAAAUUGAAAUUUAAGAAAAAUGUUUUGUCGCGUAUUUUACAUUUUUUUAAUUUUCAGAAAAUCACGUUUAUCGCCGUCGCCGUGUACCUGGUGUUCUCCUGUGUUCUGAUCUUCUUUUACUACCCGAUCUCAUUCAUCUCACUCAUCAUUCCAUCAUUCCUCCUCGUUGUGGCCACGUUGGCCAAUAAAAUGGAAAGCAACGAAGAUUUAAUGUUUUGCACCAUCACUGCGGUAAGUCUUUACAUUGUUUUAGAGUGGGGUGGGUCGACAGGGUAGGAUAGGUUUAUAGGUUAGGACAGGGUAGAUUUUUAGAGUAGGGUAGUUUUUUUAGAGUCGACUUUCUGAGUGAGGCAGGUGAGGAUGGAUUUAAAAGGCAGGGUCCGUUUAAAGGUAAGGUAGAUGUUUAGUGUAGGGUAGAUUCACAGGCUAGGGCAAAUUUGUAAGGUAGGGUAGAUUUGUAGAAUUGGGUAGAUUUUUAAGGUAGGGUAGAUUCACAAGGUAGGGUAGAUUUACAGGGUAAAGUAGGUUUACAGGGUAGGUUAGAUUCACAGGGUAUGGUAGAUUAUCAAAAUUGUGUAGACGAACGGGGUAGAGUAUGGUAGGGUAGGGUAGGGUAGUCAUUAAAUUUCCACUUUCUUCGCAACUUUCGCAACAAAUUUCUCUCGAUCAAAUUGACCAUAAAAUUUUACGAGUUUUGUCGUUCUCUACAAAAACUUCAAGUCUUUAAAAUAAAUGAAACGUCACGAGGUCAUCAAAACUAAAAGUUAUGACAAGAUUCUUUGAAAUGAGCAAAGAUAGAGUAUGAUCAAUAUUAUUGGGUUCAGAUGAACAAUUGUCAUACUUUUUGAGGUAUUUUUGGCUUUUAGACAUCAUUUUUGAUAUUGGUGUUGAUGGCUUUUGACAAAAAUAAAAAAUUUUGAAAAAAAACUUUUUAAAAAAAAUUUUAAAAAAAAAUUUUUUUUUAUUUUAAAAAUUUUUAAAAAAAUCUUCAAAAAAAUAUAAAAAUUAAUUUUUUUUUAAUUUUUGUAACGAUCAUCUUACUAAAACCUCAAUUUUAGGUAAUAAACGCCCUGGUAAAGCUCUCAGCAAUAGUAAUUUACAUUACUGCCUUUGGACUGGAAGAAGAGAGUACGACGCCAAAACGCUCUUUAUAUAGGUCACAAAGGAAUGAAGAGCUGGACUAUCGAAAAUUAUUUUUCUAUUUUCUAAUUGGCAUUGAAAUUUGCAUAUGUUUGCUUAUCGUUUUCAUCCGGUGCAAUCUUAAAAUGUGUAGGAAUUCGUAA
Bursaphelenchus okinawaensis is the source of this 1409-nucleotide messenger RNA. The record is from the annotation of a GenBank genome assembly. Lineage: Eukaryota; Metazoa; Nematoda; Chromadorea; Rhabditida; Aphelenchoididae.